UUAAACUCAUACAUUUCCCACAAUCUCUUGCAACACCACGAGUUCAGGAGGGACCAGUCAUGCGGAUGGAAAAUCUAUGCAUCCGCUCAAGACUCGCAAGAAAGUUCCAAGAAAGAUGCACGAAGAGGAUGGUGGUAAGGCCGAUCCGAACAGGAAUUCACGGGUUUUGGCUACGAAGUCUCUUGAUGUGGCCGAGCUUGAUGCUUCGAAGGAAGAUGCCCCCAAAUUAUGCGGCUACUUGAACAAACUUGCAGGCAAGGGGCCGUUGAGGGGCUUCAAGACCCGAUGGUUUGUCUACGACCCGAGGAAAUGCUAUCUAUAUUACUUCAAGAGUCCCCAAGACGCUCUCCCACUCGGACAUAUUGAAAUAGCCGAUGCAUGCUUCAGCUAUGAUGUGGAAGGAGAAGAAGGACAGUUCGAGAUACGCACUGCUGGGAAGGAGUUUUUACUCAAGGCUCCUAAUAAGCAGGUGAUGCAGUACUGGCUGCAGCAGCUGCAGCAAAAACGCUGGGACUUCUGUAACACCCGCGGGGCCGGCACCGUCAGGGACAGCUGGAGCUCCCCCACCACCCUCUACCCCCUCACCGGCCUGGUGGCCAAAGACACAGGCACCGCUGCGGCUGUGCUGUAUGAGAAGCCCAGCGAGUGCAUGGAAAGCGUGCGGAGCGACUUCACCGUGGAGACGAACACCAACGGCCUGGUGGGCGUCCAGUCGGCACGGCAACCCACCCCAGCCCUAAACUCCUUGAAGAACUGGGGCUCUGAGCUCAGGAACUCCAUGUCUCACCUGCGUGCCGGUCGGGGCAGUGAGAACAGGCGCAGCGUCUUCUACGCGGGGCCCAGUGAGGACUGGGAGAUGUUGGACCAUCCAGCCAAGGACCCCCCUGAACACAAGCCCCAGACGGAGCACCCACGCCGUGAGAGCCCUUCACACGCACACAGACAUUCCAUCGGCUCAGCGUUCACCUUCGACUUCGGGCGGAGCACGGGACGGGCGAGGCGCCCCUUCCUGCGCGAAGGGCUCCUGGGCUCUGCCCGGUCCAGCCGCAGCGCCGAGGGGUCUCCGGUGGAGUGUAACGGCAAUAAGGGCUCCGAGCUGCAGCUGCGCCUCCACAACCAGCAGGAGGAGCUCUCGCGCAUGCAGGAGGAGCAGACACACCUCAGGGAGGAGCUCGCCGGACAGAAGGAGCUGGUGCGACUCCUCCAGCAGACGCUUCGGAGUACCCAGUGCGAGCGGCGCCCGGCGGCGGCGGCGGCGCCAGCGUCGGGUGAUCCCGGGCAAGCGCAGGCCCAGGCAGACGCCCUCCUUCAGGAGCGCGAGGGGCAGAUCCAGGCCCUCUGCGGACACAUGGAGCGGCUGGCCCUGGAGAAAGACAGCCUGCAGCAGGAGCUGAAGACGCUCAAGAUCAAGGUGGGCGAGAUCAACGAGCAGCUGGGCAUGCUCAUGGAAACCAUCCAGGCCAAGGACGAGGUCAUCAUCAAACUGUACCAGCAAGAGGAGGAGGAGGGUGGGCAGGCGGCCGAAGGAGGCUCCCCACUCGCCAACAAGGACCAGCUCGAGUUCGCCACCCUCAAGGACAAUCUAGAGGGCUACAAAUCCCAGAACAAUUUCCUGAACAAGGAGAUCCUGGAGCUGACUGCCCUACGCAGGAAUGCUGAGAGCAGGGAGAAAGCUCUGGAGGCAAAGUUCACAGCCCGGGAGGCCAAGCUGUGCCAGGUGGAGAGUAAGUACCUGGUGCUCCUGCAGGAGGUAAAGACUCCUUUGGGCGCCUCCUCCGAGGUCAUCACCCGGCUCCUGGAGGACGCGCUGGAGGUGGAGAGCGGAGACCAGCAGGAGCAGACCUUCCUCAAGCCUCACACCGUCAGUGAGUAUGAUGUCUACGGCUUUAAGACUCUCCCAGAGGAGGAGGACGAGGAGGAGAUGCUGGUGGCGAAGGUGCGGGCUCUGGACCUGAAGACGAUCUCGCUGACCGACCAGGAGGUGUCCGUGAGCGUCAAGUGGGACAACUACCUGGCGGGCACCAUGAACCGGGAGAUGACGCGCUCCCCCGAGCUCAAGGCGCUGAUCCGCAGCGGUGUGCCGCACGUCCACCGGCCCAAAGUCUGGCGCUGGUGCGUGUGGCUGCACACCAGGAAGGUCCGAGAGUGCCUGGCGGAGGACUACUACCGGGGUCUGCUCAGUCUGGCCGGCGAGAAGCAGAACCCGGCCUCCAAGCAGAUCGAGCUGGACCUGCUCCGCACGCUGCCCAACAACAAGCACUACUCCUCGCCCUCCUCCGACGGCGUCCAGAAGCUGCGCAACAUGCUGCUGGCCUUCUCCUGGAGGUGCCCCGACAUCGGAUACUGCCAAGGCCUCAACAGGCUGGCAGCCAUAGCCCUCCUGUAUCUGGAGGAGGAGGAUGCCUUCUGGUGCCUCACUGCCAUCGUGGAGGUCUUCAUGCCACGAGACUACUACACCAAAACACUGCUGGGCUCCCAGGUGGAUCAGCGCGUGUUUAAGGACCUGAUGUGUGAAAAGCUGCCGCGGCUGCACGCUCACUUUGAGCAGUACAAGGUGGAUUUCUCCCUCAUCACCUUCAACUGGUUCCUGGUGGUGUUUGUGGACAGUGUGGUCAGCGACAUCCUCUUCAAGAUCUGGGAUUCCUUCCUGUACGAGGGGCCUAAGAUCAUCUUUCGCGUUGCCCUUGCCGUCUUCAAGUACAAAGAAGAGGAGUUUCUGAAACUGCAGGACUCCAUGGCCAUAUUCAAAUAUCUCCGCUACUUCACGCGCACCAUCCUGGACUCAAGGAAGUUGAUGAACAUAGCGUUUGUGGACAUGAACCCGUUCCCUCUGCGCCAGAUCCAGAACCGGCGCACGUUCCACCUGGAGAAGGUCCGUCUGGAGCUGACCGAGCUGGAGGCCAUCCGCCAGACGUUCCUGCGGGAACGCGAGAUCUCCCAGCAGGGCCGCGACCUCAUCAGCGACGACGAGGAAGACAACUAGACACGCAGCAGCCAAUCAGGUCACAGGAUUUCUAUUUCAGCCCGCCUCUUGCGACUUCUGGAACUGCCCCGGGACCUAUCACAGAGAGGUUCCCACCCCUCUAAGGACAGUGUUGCCCUCAAGUGACUCAGACAGGAAGUAGCAAUGCUGAAUGCUUGUGUUAUUAGCAGCGUGGUUUUAGCGGCUGUGCUCCAGGCUGUUGGACCAAAGACGCACGCACAGCCAGUACCCCAACAGUAUUUCUGCCAGUCCCUCUGGGCUGGCCGGUCUGAUAGAUUGUGUUUGCUUCAGAGAUGGCCAAACUGCCAUUGGGCGCCAUCCUACAGUACUUCAAUGCAAAUCAGUAUUUUCACAGGGAAACAACGGACUCCUUAAAAAUCGUUCAGAAUUCUCAGUGAUUUGAUCAUGUUGGUGAUCCUUUUCAGUCAUUACAGUAACAUUUGUCUGUAAAAUGAUAUAUUACAUUUAGUUAUUUUGCUUUCAUGAUGUAUGUAUUAUACCACUUGAUGAUUGUGUGUAUAUUCCACAAAUCUGCUCUCUCUCUCUCUCUCCCUUGUGUACAUGUCUUCUAAGGCACUUCAAUCACUUUACCCUGGAAGUAUAGCUGCUGCCAGUAUUCUCCUUGAUCAACCCAAACAGAGUGUGCCUGUCCUUUCAGUCCGCAUGUUCUGUUCUAGAAUUAGCACAAGGUCAUUCUAGAUCGUUCAGUCUUACAAACCUCUAGAACGGAUUGACCAAAGAAGCUGCUGAGAGACGAGGACCUCUCUGGUUCCAGAUGGAUUGAACGUAAGUGGGUUUACAGUCCUGCUGCAGCAGUGUUUAGCACACACUGCUAAGGUUGUCCCUGGCGAAUGCUUCUUGUGAUUUAUAUUAGCGCGCAGCUGCAGUGCUCUGCAGUAUGGCUACAUUAUAAAAGAGCUAGGCUGGCAGAUUACGCCUCACCUUUUGAGAAAUGCCACAGCUAGUUCUUCCAUUUCCCUCAAGCCCUAGUUCUGUUUUUAUUCAAGUUUAUCUCGGGAUCAGUCCUAAAAUGUAUGGCUGUAAAUGAGGCAUUUGCUCAAGACAAAUCUUACAAUCCAGACCACAGUGUUAACCGACUGUACACCCUACUUGCCUUGCUGCAGAAGAAACACUGCACUCUAUCAAGAUGUAUCAUGUAUUCCUCCUGUCAGCCACUAGAUGGCACUAGUGCACUCAUUAGCUAUCUGCCUCUAUACUGUUGUGUUUACUCACAGUUUACCAUUGACUGAAGGACUUUUUUUUACUUUUUUGGGAAUCAGUACAAAAAGGACGUGUAUUUUUAAUCAAGUAUAACAUUUGAUUAUGGUUCGUUUGUGGAGACUUAAGACAUGCCAGUGCCAAAUUUUGUUCACAGAAGAAAUGGAAUUGGACCAUCAGAGCUCACUCAUGAGGGAUUCUUGUAAAGCCUUAUCUGUUAUUUUGCACUUUUCUUCAGCUCUGAGGCCCAACUUCUGCUGCGUAUGUUUCCCAGUCUCUUUCCUUGUACAUUUCCAGCGUUUUCCUCAUCUCAUGUUCGAUGGCUAUGCCUUUUCUGUCAAUCCUUCAAAAUUAAUAUCUUUUAUAUGUCUUUGCUUCUGGUUCAACUUGAAUCUCUCUUUCUAUGUAUUAUACAAGUGGGAACUGUAACAUUUUUAAAAUACUUUUUCCCCUUUUGUCAUAUACUAUGACAUGUCCUUUUGUCAUAUAUACUAUGACAUGUCCUUCUGAAGCCCUUUCCUACUAUGCAAUACCUGCUGCAGUGUCCUGGCACAGUCACACACAGAAUGUUGGACGAGACACGACGAAGAGAAAAAUGACAACUGUGAAUUUUGAAUUUCUCUGUGAGAGCUGGUCUCUCAGGUCGCCCUGUUACGUUCUCCCCCCUCGUUUUGCACAGUCUCCACAGUAUCCCAGGACAACGCUGGUACAAAUCUACUUACAAUCAGGUUUAGAUCUGGUUCUGGUGUAGACAUGGUCAUCUUCUAUUUUUUUUUUUCACUUUGUUUUCAAAUGAUGUUUCAAAUGAAUAAACUGUCCUGCACCCAAUGCUUCAUCUUCAGUCAGGAUUUCAUGUCUCUGUUCUUCAGCACCUCAGGGUGGGGUGGAGUGCUUUGCUUAAUGACUUAAACUGGUAUGGGCCUCCUCCUCCUCCAUUCUCCAUCCUCCACACCCUAGCUGUGUCGCUGGGCUCUCCUGGCUCCUCCUCUCUCCCCCGCAGGGCUUCCGUGUCUGCAGAAGUGAUAAGAGAGGUGUCUACUACUCCUCACUCCCCUGCAGAAGUGAUAAGAGAGGUGUCUACUACUCCUCACUCCCCUGCAGAAGUGAUAAGAGAGGUGUCUACUACUCCUCACUCCCCUGCAGAAGUGAUGAGAGGUGUCUGGACUACUCCUUGCUCCCCUGCAGAAGUGAUGAGAGGUGUCUGGACUACUCCUCGCUCCCCUGCAGAAGUGAUGAGAGGUGUCUGGACUACUCCUCGCUCCCCUGCAGAAGUGAUGAGAGGUGUCUGGACUACUCCUCGCUCCCCUGCAGAAGUGAUAAGAGGAGGUGUCUGGACUGUACAGUUGCUGUUGAGUUGUUUUGUUCACUUAAAUCACAUAAGCUAUGAUGUCAUUCCAUUUUCCUUUUUGCUCUCUUUGUAUUCUUUUUUGUUUUAUGGCUCAUAAUAACACAUUGCUGAGGUGUGCUCGUGGACAUUCAACUUUACUAUCUACCCACCACCAUGGCUAGCUUGACCUUUGACCUUUCUGUUGGAAAUGUAAGGUCUAAUUGUCUAUGUUGACACCUGUUCAAAAUGACGAUACAGGUAGAAAGUGCUGUUCCCUUCAUUUGAAAGUGACAGACAACCUGUUAUGUGUUACAGUGUAAUCUUUCUUGAAUUUUUUUUUAUAAAUAGCAUGCUUACUUAAUAAACAUUGUUAUUCUGCA
Molecule: messenger RNA, 5908 nt
Organism: Clupea harengus (Atlantic herring)
Lineage: Eukaryota; Metazoa; Chordata; Actinopteri; Clupeiformes; Clupeidae
Gene: tbc1d2b
Product: TBC1 domain family, member 2B
Biological process (GO): regulation of GTPase activity
Molecular function (GO): GTPase activator activity; small GTPase binding
Source: RefSeq, a predicted model, not a curated record